Molecule: messenger RNA, 4029 nt
Organism: Pseudophryne corroboree (corroboree frog)
Lineage: Eukaryota; Metazoa; Chordata; Amphibia; Anura; Myobatrachidae
Product: leukocyte receptor cluster member 8 homolog
Exons: 16
Coding region: 227-2611 (794 amino acids)
Cellular component (GO): nucleus
Source: RefSeq, a predicted model, not a curated record
UCAGCUCCUUCCGCUGCUGCCGUCCUUCCUGAGACUGCCUAUCAGUAGAAACUAGCGGCUUAUCUCCCCUGUGCCUGCGACAGCCGGGGCGGUGCGCCUCACCUUCUCCGCUCUUCCCGGGGACAGGAGCACCGGCCACCGGGACUAUACCUGCCCGAUACGUCACGUGUCCCAGGAGACCAGCCGCGGGAUAGGUCGCACAUCAAGUCUUCUCACAAACGUUGCAAUGGCUACGAAUCUUGGAGAACAACUGAAUCCUGAAUGGGGUCAGCAAUACAAUAUCGGCAGAGAGAAUAGUUCUGACGCUCCGAUGCAUGAGAAUCCUGAGUGGGAGAAAGCGCGACAAGCUUUGGCAAGCAUCACUAAGGCCAAUAGUACUGCUGCUAGUAAGGAAUCAAAUGAUGGGCAAGCUAAUGAGCAGUAUUCGGCAUCACAGGAGGAGGCGUCUGUGCAGCAGCAGUAUUUUCAGUGGUAUUCUUCACAGUAUAAUUAUCCAUAUGCGUACAACUACUAUUACCCGAUGAAUAUGUACGGGGGAUAUGGUAAUCCUGGACAGUAUGGAAUGUCUCACACUUACCAAGGACCUACGUCACAGACCCAAGGAGUCGCCCAGCAUUAUGGAAGCCUAAAUCAGCCUCCUGUUCCUGGCCUUGAAGACGGUUUACCGUAUUCUAAUGUCCAGUCACAAGUUUCUGCUGUUAACAACCAAUCUGCAUCACAUCAUGCCAGUCAUAGUUUGCCACAGUCCUGUCCACAAGGGGCAUCUGCAGGCAGCCAAGCCUCACAGCAGCACUUAUCCACAAAUACCAACAAUUACAAUCCGCAUUCCUAUAAUGAAACUUCCAAACCAAAGAAAGGACAACAGUGGAAUCGAAUGAAACAGGCUCCUGGAUCUGGAGGUCUUAAGUUUAACAUCCAGAAGCGCCCUCUUGUAAUGUCUAACCAGAACUUUCCCUCUAAUGAGCAACAUAAUAACAAUGCUGGUCUGCAAGGGCAAGCCGGUAUUCAUCACCAUAUGCAAUCAGCGGAAAAGACCCACGAACACAGCAGCAAUCCUUCCGCAAAGCCAGAGGACUGGCCUCAAGCCAUGAAAGAGUAUGUCCAGCGUUGUUUUACUGCAUGUGAAACAGAGGAAGACAAGGAUCGGACUGAGAAACUGCUGAAAGAAGUCUUACAAGCAAGAUUACAGGAUGGGUCAGCCUACACCAUAGACUGGAGUAGAGAGCCACUGCCUGGUAAGGAAAGUGUAAAGGAAAGUCCGAAGAAAACAAUCUGGGAAACAACUACCUUGCAGUCGUCCCGUGGCAGCACCAUCACUGUGACACAGUCAACACACGGUGGUGGCAGCAACAGUGGCAGUAGUACCCUAAGAGGUCAUGGCGGCAGCUUUCCUACCCGGUUUGGAAACAGAAAUGUUUUUAUGCAAGAAUCCAGUUCCUCUUCAAGCGCAGGUUCUAGGUCUAGAUCUAGAUCAUCUUCACGUUCACCUCACAGAAGAUACCGCCGUAGUCAUUCUCAUUCAGACUCUGAGAGCAGCUUCAAAUCUGGAAGUGAAAGUCGAACAGGUGGCCACAGAAACUUUCAGAAGGGACGUGGUCGGGGAGGACACAUGGAUCGGGGUCGUGGACGAAAUCAGAGGGGCAGAAGAAAUGAACACAACUUUAACAAACGAAACCGCAAGAAGAAUUUGUCUAUGGAAUUUGAGGACUCUGAAAAAGAUUUUAAGAAGGAAAAGCGAGCAGCACGCUUCCAACAUGGCUACAGUCCCAAGAAAUUUCGCAUUGAGCCUCUAGUACUGCAGAUCAAUAACCUGGAUCCUAACGAGUCUGAAAGUUUGGAUUGGAAUGAACUGAAAAUUGUGGGAACAUCUCAGGAUAUUACCAAGCAUUACUUACGUUUGACUUGUGCUCCUGAUCCUUCAACUGUUAGACCAGUGCCAGUUUUACGAAAGUCUUUAACCAUGGUUAAAGGGCAUUUUAAGGAAAAGCAGGAUUACACAUUUGCUUGUGAGCAGUUAAAAUCAAUCCGUCAAGAUUUAACAGUUCAGGGCAUUCGCACAGAGUUCACUGUGGAAGUAUACGAGACCCAUGCACGGAUAGCGCUGGAAAAGGGAGACCAUGAGGAAUUCAAUCAGUGUCAAGCACAGCUGAAGUCUCUCUCUGCUGAAAAUCUUGAUGGGAAUGUUGGCGAGUUUACAGCCUAUCGUAUAUUGUACUAUAUCUUCACAAAAAACUCUGGUGAUCUCACUACAGAACUGGCAUACUUGACCAAAGCGUUAAAGGAGGAUCCUUGUGUUUCACAUGCCCUUGCUCUUCGGAGUGCCUGGGCACUCUCAAAUUAUCAUCGGUUUUUCAAACUUUAUAGAAAAGCACCACGCAUGUCUGGGUAUCUCAUCGACAAGUUUGCAGAAAGGGAGAGGAAGGAAGCCCUUAAGGCCAUGAUUAAAAGUUAUCGUCCGAUGCUCGCAGUUUCCUACAUACAGUCAGAGUUGGCCUUCGAGAAUGAGGAGGAGUGCCAGAGUUUCCUGGCUUCUCUGUCUCUUGUGUUUGCAGGGGACGACGCCAGCAAGAUUGACUGCAAGCAAAGCUUAGCGGUCUUGCCAAACUUCUAAGCCAGUCCCUCUUUUAUAACCUAAUUUACAAAUGUGUUUUGCAACACAUGUUUAAAGCUCACACUGUGUGUGUGUAUGUGAAAAGCCACACUUGUUACCUGAGUGUCCUGAAUCUAACGCCUCAAGAUCAGAGCAUAUUGGUGGGCUGUUGGGUUUAACCAGAAUAGCAUAGAUUCAAAGAGCCGUUACAGGUCCUGUUAAUAUUUUUUUUUUGCUCUGUAAAAGUACUACGUUUUGUUUAUAGUGCUUUCAACAUUGAAUUACAAUUGAAUGGAUCUAGACCUGCAACUCGGAUCAACAAGACAUUUCACUCAAUUAGAUACAAAUGUUAGGUGCUUAGGUUGACUUAGGUGGUAGACCCGAACACAUGAAUGUGUAAGAUGCAUACAAAUUGUAGCUCUGUAGAAGACCUUUGUUUAGCAUUUGUGUUCAAAGCACUUGUGGGACCAUGAGCAGUGCAAAAUAAGGGCUUUGGUUUGUCUUUACACUGUUUAGAUUUAAUACAUAGUCAAAAUAUUCUCAAACAUCAGAUCAAAUUAGGCUUCAUGUAAAUAAAAGUUCUAAUAGCUUUCCAGUAAGCUGUGUACAUAUUGUUAAUAAGAUUUCUUUUGAGGUGGACGAAAGGAGAUUUUCUACUUGCAUUUUUUAUUGUAAAUCUUGUUAUAGUCAGAAACUAACGAUGUCUCAGUUUCUUUCCUCUUUACUUCACUUGCACAAAGCCUCUGUCCGUAUGCUGCACCGACCUCCAACAUACGCGGCUCGGAGAGAAGGCCUCAAACGCAGGAAAGUCAACUCAAAAGAUUGGGAGACGUAAAGCAAGCUUCAUAUGCUGCAGUGUCUUGGAGGAAAAAAUUAGACUCUUUAAUAUAUAUAGAAAGAACAUUUUUAACAUCCAACAAGUCUGCAAAUGAAGAAAAGUUAAAAAAGAGCCAAUACAGGAAAGUCCUCCCAUAUGCUUCUGGAAUUGCAAAUGUUCUGGAGUCUUACUACCUGGAACUGCGCAGCCUGUGAGAUGAUGUGGGUUUUUUUUUACAAUUGCUUGUUAAUUUCUACCUGCCCCUUCCUCUUCUUUUUUUUUUUUUCUUUUUCUUAAUUUCUUUGUUUACCUUUUUCCUAUUGUUUUUUCACCUCCCCCAUGUUUGCUGAUUAAUUUGUGUCCUGUUUUUCAGCAGGUAAAUAUUGGGUACUGUCUCAACUCUCCCUCCUUACAUCUAUUUUUUUUCUCUCAUCACCAGCUCUUCUGUGUUUAUUUUUCUUCCCCCUUUCUGCUCCCCCAUUCCCCCAAAUCCCAGCCUGCACAGCCCUUCAGGUUAUUUCAUAUUGAAGUUGUAUGUCUGAUGAUGAGCAGUCAGGUGCUCCUUUCUUUGCAGAUAUUUGUGUUCAUUGUUUUCUCCUUUAAUAAAUUUGAGUUGCAAGUG